This is a messenger RNA of Anguilla anguilla (European eel), 3422 nucleotides long. It is a transcript of the gene eefsec, whose product is annotated as eukaryotic elongation factor, selenocysteine-tRNA-specific. Gene Ontology annotation, biological process: selenocysteine incorporation. Gene Ontology annotation, molecular function: GTP binding; GTPase activity; translation elongation factor activity. The record is from RefSeq and is a predicted model, not a curated record. Bases 446 to 2263 code for a protein of 605 amino acids. Lineage: Eukaryota; Metazoa; Chordata; Actinopteri; Anguilliformes; Anguillidae. The transcript has 7 exons.
GGCGUGCAACGUUGCGCAUAGUUGGUGAAUGAGGAAUGUAAUUAGUAUUAUGUAUGAAGACAAUAUAACAUUAUCUUGUAACUGCAAAUAGCUGUCAAUAACCAGCAAUCGUAUAAUGACACCAGUUGAACAUCCACAUGCGUUUGCUUUUAGCUAGUAGUAGUGGGAGUAGUUUCUCUGUUGCACAGGAAGCGUACUUUUCAUAACAGUCAGUUUCCCAUUACUACAGUAGUAAACAGGUGUUAGCUGCCCGAAUAACAGGCACAGUAACUUUUUAGAAACUUUUUAGUUUUGACCUAUGACACUAAACAAUGUAUUACUGAGAUUAAAUACGCACACUUGGUAUUUAGGAUUGGCGAAUUCAAGAUCAUUCAAUUAAUUUCUAGAUACUGAGUCAAGAGUCCAACUAGCCAGAAGACUGAAUCGCCUCCGUGUGGUAACAGUAAUGGAAAACUCGGGAAAUAGCCGUAAAAUUCUCAACUUUAACGUAGGGGUGCUGGGACAUGUCGACAGCGGGAAAACGUCACUCGCCAAAGCCCUUAGCAGCACAGCGUCAACGGCAGCUUUCGACAAAAACCCACAGUCCAAAGAACGAGGCAUCACGCUUGAUCUGGGAUUCUCUUCGUUUACGGUAGACCUUCCCGAACACCUGCAAGAGGAGUGCGGGGCUCGCGGGUACAACAGCCUGCAGUUCACGUUGGUCGACUGUCCUGGACACGCAUCGCUCAUUCGCACCAUCAUUGGAGGCGCGCAGAUCAUCGACCUGAUGAUGCUGGUGGUGGACGUGGUGAAGGGCGUGCAGACGCAGACGGCCGAGUGCCUGCUCAUCGGGGAGCUCACCUGCCCGCGCAUGGUGGUCGUCCUCAACAAGACCGACCUGCUGCCCGCGGCCAAGAGGCAGGCCGCCGUCGACAAGAUGACCAAGAGGAUGCACAAGACCCUGGAGACCACCAGAUUUAAAGGGUGCCCUGUCAUUGCUGUGGCUGCAAAGCCAGGGGGUCCUGAGGCCCCAGAGACUGAGGUGCCUCAGGGAGUGCCUGAACUGAUAGAGCUGCUGAAAGCCCAGACGUACCUCCCUCACAGAGACCCCUCAGGGCCCUUUCUAAUGGCUGUGGAUCACUGCUUCUCCAUCCGGGGUCAGGGCACCGUCAUGACAGGCACCAUACUGCAGGGGGCGCUGUCCCUCAAUGACACGGUGGAGAUCCCUGCUCUAAAGGUGACCCGGAAGGUGAAGUCGGUGCAGAUGUUCCGACAGCCCGUGGGCUCGGCCAUGCAGGGGGACCGGGUGGGCGUGUGCGUGACCCAGUUCGACCCCAAACUGCUGGAGCGGGGCGUGGUGUGCACCCCGGGGUCCCUGCGCACCCUGCACGCCGGCCUCGUCUCCGUCCGCAAGAUCGGCUACUUCCGGGGCGCGCUGGCCACGCGGAGCAAGUUCCACAUCACCGUGGGGCACGAGACGGUCAUGGCCCGGGUCUCCUUCUUUGGGCUGCCCCCCUCCAGCUCCUCAAGCGCGACAGCCAAUGACAAGACGCCCUCAGAUCAGAGCCCGGAACAGCCACCUGCUAACCCCGCCUCUACAGAAACAAGCCCCGCCCAACCUUUGUCUGACUUGACUCCCCCAGACAAAACGUUCUCUUUUGACAGGGAGUACAUAUAUCAGGAGGAGUAUGUGAUUGGCCAGCCAGGGAUGGGGGAGGGGGCUGACCCAGAGCAGUGGGCCUUGCUGGAGUUUGAAAGGCCUGUGACCUGUCCCAGUUUUUGCCUGGUGAUUGGUUCGAAGCUGGACACGGACAUCCACGCCAACACCUGCAGGCUGGCCUUCCAGGGGCGGCUGCUGGAGGGGUUCGAGGAUAAGGGGUAUGCGGAGAGCGCCCUCCCCAGGCUCAGGGUGUUCAAGACCAAGCAGAGGGAGGGCCAGGUGGAGAGGGUGAUGGAUGACUAUACUGUGAUUGGCCGUAAUCUCUUCAAGAAGGAGACCAACUUGCAGCUGUUUGUCGGGUUAAAGGUCAAGCUCUCGACCGGUGAAGAGGGAGUCAUUGAGGGGGGUUUUGGACAGAGUGGGAAGUUCAAGAUCAGAGUACCAGAGGGGCUCAGUGCCGAGACCAAGCAGCUCCUCUCCUCAACCUCCAAGAAGAAAACGAAAGGUGGGAACAAGACCGAACCAGUGAAAGAGGAGGCCAAGACAGACUCCCAGCCAAUCGGCAUCAGCCUCAGCUUCAAGAGAUACAUCUUUGACCCCCAUAAAAAGAUGGUGCAGUCCUGACUCUCAAGAGUUUUCAGAGCCAGUGACCAGAAGUACUUGAAACAAUGCAACGGGAAAGGGGGAUGCUUCUGGAGAAUCACUACGAGGGCUGGCACCACAGAUCGACGUGGUAGCUCUGCCUGAGAAAAUUAAUAACCUUACACGCCACAGUGCGAAUUGAGUCUUAAUUACUGCAGAUUGGAAAAAAUGCAGGUGGGGAUAAAUUAAGAGGCACGAGACCUUUCUCAGUCUUCCAGUCAAAUCCCAGACGCUAGAGCUCUGACAAUAUCCUGGAUCAUUGGGAUGAGUGGGCUGGGAGUUUCCAAGCUGCUUCUCUAACUUUCCCCCCUUACUCAUCAGCAGAGAGUCUGCCAAGGCCAGGGUCCAUGUCACUACUGCCUUAACCAGCUCUUUCAGUGUCUACCAGAUUUUCCUUUUUUCAAAAAUCCAGUUAGAUUUGGAGCACUGGCACUCGGUUUUAAUUAUGACACAUGUCCAUAUGGUAUAUGAAUUUCCACAUUCCUUUUAUCAUAGCCUCACUGACACGGUCACCCCCAUUUACUCAAGGUCAACCUUGCACUGUAUUUUCUUCAUUAAGCUCAAAUUUUAUCUAUUGGCUGCUUUGAAUGCAUUUAUAACUUUACAUUUCUGCAGUUUUCUUUCUUGGCCUUUUUUCCGGAAGCAUUUUCAGUGGGUUUUUCCAGAAGUGAAUACUCACGAGCUAAGCUGCAAAAACAUCAGGAAAGGUCUCCCUGUGAUUGACAAAUGAUAACGUGUGGUGUGAUACAGUUUUGAUUGACACUUAAAGAUGUGAACAGUGAUGUAAUCAUAACUGACAUGUAGCAAUGAGCGAGUAAUAAUAUUGUGAAUGACACUUGGCAUCUUGGGUGAUGUAACAGUGAAUGACAUCUAAGGAGGCUCAGACUUGCAGUUCAACCAUCGAUGUGAUUGGCUGGGUGGGAGCGGAAAAGAGAAAGCGUACUCGGGCAUUGUUUUUCCCUGGCAGAUGUAAUCGCUCACCCAGUACAUUUGUAUCCCUCCACUGCGCUGCAGUAGAGCCCUCCAUUAUCUUUGCCUUCAGCUACAUUGAUGUUCAACUUCUUGCUUUUUUUUUUUUUGCUUUUAAGGAUGUUGUCAUGGUAAUGGCAAUAAGCGCAAUAAACUCCUCUUAAAUCCAAAA